GUUUUUGUAAGCUUUCUGAUAAUGCAAGUUAUUUUUGUUGUAAUUGAAUACAAAAUUUUACAUUUCCUUGCUGUAAUACAAUUUAAUAGAGGAUAAUCACUGAUCACCCAUUUUCUCGGUGUUGGGCAUGUUUUUUGCUUGGGAAUUAAUUUGUGGUAAUUAAGCAUCUAUGGUUCUAUGAUUUAAACAACAGAAAAUCUAUUUCCCAGGUGGGUGCCCCGAAAUUGCUUUUCUAUAGGCACUUUUUCGCCCAACAGCCCACGGCCUAUUUGCCGAUAAAACCUUUAUUUUGCCGAAAAGACGUUUUCAGGGGGGUGUCACCCCCCCCGCCCCCUAUAUAGCUACGGCCCUGCAUACAAACGCGAAUGAAUACAUAACCUAGAGACUUGUACUUUUUUGGCCGGUUUUUGGCAUGAGUGUCAGAUGUCCGGAUCCGAAGUAAUCGCAUUACCUGCAAGUGACUGGAGGUAACUGAAAACCUGGGUUAGAAGUUCUUGUGCACGCUAGUAUAAUAGAAAAUUUUAAUAUUUUCCGGGAUCUUUUUUCAAUAUUUACAGACCAGAUUUAAUAGGCAUCUCUACUUAUAACUUCCGAUUUUCAAACUUUGUGUGGUUUGACUAUUUCCCCGUUCUGUGGCCACUUAUAUUAGAGACCUUACGAUUUUAGGACGGCAACGCGACGCCAACGGGGUGGGAGAGCACAUGAAAUCCGAUGAUAGUUUGUCGUUUGAUGCUGUCCCACCCCAUGUAAGGCGGUAAGGCGUUAUUGUCAGUAUGUAUUGAUUACGUCACACCCACGAUCGUGCCCGAGCAGCCUUAAGUAUUUUGAACAGUAUCCGAAAUUGUGGAGAUUUUGGUUCCAUUCGUCGCUAAAUUUGCCCAAACUAUGAUCAAACCAUAUUAUUUAGAAAGAGAAAUCUUUGUGAAACGAUAUAAUCGAAUUUGUUUUGGCGUACGACAAAUUUGAGGGGAGAUAUUUGACUUUGAAGGCGAUGCGGUUGUGCCGCCAGUGAUUAGCAUUUUACUGUUAUAUUAUAUAUAAUGAGCACACACAAUGUAGGCCACAGAAAAUGUUACAUCAACCGCUCUAAAUGAGCUCAUGGAGUAAUUAAAAGAAUGUAAAGGUAUUACACUAUCAUGUCAACUAUAUUUUAUUGUUAAAAUGUAUUUAUUUGACUAAUUUGAAAAUGUUUUUAGAAUAGUUUUGGUUGACUAUAAAUUUGUUUAUAAAAACCGUUAAAAACCCGCAACACCUGAUCAUUCAUUCUGAGAUUGGGCGCCUGUGCUCCGAUUGUACCUUUUUCUUCAUACAAGUUUAAAAACAUGCAAAUGCCAAACAAAAGCCAUGUAAAGUUAUUAUCUUAAAUGUUUACUUGCAUAUUUUCUAUUCACAUUGCUUUUUGCUCGCUCUGGCCAAUGUACAGAUUGCACAAUACAUUAUGACCAAUGUAUAUUUUAGUAUCGUUAAGGCCCGUUUACACGGGCGAUUUCUGCCGCGAUUUCAGUUGCGAUUUUCUCUUUUAGGAGGAUGUGAAGGAGUAGAUUAUUUAAUAAUGUUGUUAUGAAAUUUCAUAACCUGGAACAUUUAUAACUCAUCCACUCCUUUACAUCGUCCAAAAGGAGAAAAUUGCAACUGAACUCGCAGCAAAAAUCGCCCUUGUAAACGGGCCUUUAGACGAUCCGCAUUAUACCAAAGACGUUUUGUUCAAAUUGGAAUUAUAUUUAGAAUUUAAAGACUAUUGAAAUAUCGCUGACUUUAUAGCCAAAUUUUAAAUUGAAAUGUUGGCGGCAGGGGCGAAAGUAGCCCCUUUUAAUUCGGCGGUUGUCAGCCACAAUUGCCCUGCCAAAACCAGUGAUGCCGUGCGGCAAAUUUUUAUUUCUGGCCACUAUUUUUCCCAAAAAUUUUGGCGAGCGGGGGGGGGGGCGGUUCCAGACAUAAACCAGUUAAAUUAAGGUUCAAAAAAAUUUCCCGUACAAAUUCCUGUUAAAUUAUGGCUGAAACCCUUAUUUGGUACCAAUAUCUGUAAAAUUAAUGUCUAUAAAUUCUAUUCAUUUGCCUCUGAAAGCCCUGUAAGUUAUUUAAUAACAUUACAUUCUAUCAUUUAAAAUCUUUGAUCUACAUUCUAUAAUUUAAAAUCUUUGAUCAUUUGAAACCCUGCCAAUUCAGAUGAUUCAUACCCCCCCCCCCCCCUCGCACCUGGUGCCAGGGCUGGUGUUAGGAAUUCCCCAACGAAUGGGCUAAGGUGGGUUGGCAGUAUGCUCCCUCGAGAAAAUUUGAGUCUGUGAACCUUUACUGCGUUUUGUCAUUACGGCAAAAUAUAGUUUCACUAACGGGUGGGGGGGGGGUGGCUACAGUUUCCUGCCAGAAGGGGCUAUAGCCCUGUAGGAGAAAAAAAUCGGAUUUCAACUGGAAAUGAUUGACAAUGAGGAUAUAAUUAAAUUAACUCCAAAGCUAGCUAACUCGAAUUUCAACUCGAACUUCGAUUGCACUUGUGUUACCUAUAUCGUGGAAACUGUACCAAAUUUUAAUGUAGCGAGGAUCAAGUUCACGAGUUUUGCCAUUUUAGAAGUGUAUUACGGUAAAAAGGGAGAAAAUUAAUUCACGAGUAUAAGCUUUAAAUUCGACUUUUUACACAUGAUCUGGUUAAAUAAAAUCACUUACAUGUUAAAAGUGAAAGCCUGAUUAUAUUUGUCCAACAAGUUAUAUUUUAUUGAUUAAAACAAUGAAAUAUUUUGUGAAAAUUGUCGAGGAUAUCUUUUCCAAAAGAGAAGCAAAAAAAAAUCCUGUGCUUUUUUACCGUUCUCAGCUUAGUUAUUGAGAACGCUUUUCAGCCAGUAAAAAACCGUUCUUAUAUAAAAUGCAUAUCAUAAUUAUUUUUUUUCAUGUAGGAAGUCAAAUCGGGACAUUAUAGCAUUCCUUCUAUCUGGAUGGCUUUGCGCAAAUGGCUUUGCUGGCGGAUGGCCGUCUGUAUAUUAUGUAUUUGGUAAGUUUGCGUGUAGUCAAGGAUCAAGAAUUUGAGACUUCCGGCUCAAAGCCCAAGCGAGCAGAUAUCGAAUUAGACUGAGUACCAGGCCAUUUUCCCUUUCUUAAAUGCGGGUGGAUGGAAGGGAAACCAGCGCCUGACACCUUAUUGGUGCAUUACACAAAGACAUUUCAAUCUGGCUUUUCAAUUGGUUGAUGCUAACUGGAUUAUACUAUUGUUUAUGAUGUAUUUAGAAGUUUCAACCAAAUACACAAAUUUGGCUAACGUUGUUUGCAUCGUUGCUGCCCAAUUCACAACUGCAGAUACCUCGCAUGUCUGGUUACCAAGGUAACUAAGCAUCAGAAUUAUGCAUAACAGUUAUUUACUCACGUAGAUAUUUUUAAAACUUGUACUUACCUUUGUUUUGUUCUAUGGCUCUUCGUUUAAUAAAAUGGAACAUUUUGAGCAGUUGGGUCUGAGAAAGACAAGUUUGGCAAUAGGAAACAUAACUGACGGCUUGAGAUUUGAUAAAUAAAAUUUUCCACAGAACAGGAAAAUAGCCAAACCAUACAAAAUAUAAUAUCAUAGAAAAGGGACACUUAUUAAAUCUGCUCCGUAAAUAUUACAAACGAUAUACUGGGAAAAAUUGAAAUUUCUACUAUAUCAGAAUGUCAGUACAAGACUUUCUGACCCAGGUUUGCAGUUAGCUCCAGUCACUUGCAGGUAACGCGGUUACCUCGGAUCUCAACAUCUGACACACAUGCAUGGUUGUUACACAUGGCGAAAACAACGAUCUGACUUAACGAGUGUUCACUUGACAAUUGACCUGCCUUUGAAUUUGAACUGGAAGUCCGACAUACUUGAUCUUGAGCAGGCACAGGAUUCUCAUCAGCAUCCUGCGGGGGUUCUUCCUCAGUGGGAUCGAUAUCAUUUCUCCUUCUUAAAAAAAUGUAGAGAACUACUUUUGCCACAAUAAUUCUCAGGGUAGUUGUAAGUUUUGUUCUAAUAGACAUUGAAAGACAAGGAAACAACCACUUCCAAACCCCAAACAUCCUCUCGACUGUAUUUCUUGUUCGAAUAUGUGACGCAUUAUAUUUACAACAGUUUAAAAAUGAAAAUAGACAGUGGUUAAAAAACAGGGAAUAUUUAUGAUUUAUAUGUGGUUUAUAGGUAGAAAACUGUUAUAAUCUGACCGUUGAGAAAGACCGUGACUCCAUCUUUACGACUGUUACGACCAUAUGGAAACCUGGUUUAACUGCAAAUUAUUUUUAGUUGCCUGCGAGAAAAGUAAAUAUACAAGGAAAGUAAAUAUAUCUCCUUACCCUAUUCUCUUAUUCAUUUAGGGUGUAACAUUUCCAGCAAUGCACACGCGAUGUGGAGUUACUGGACACCACCGCUAGAGAGAACGAAAUUAGUUCCUGCCACCUACUGUG
Molecule: messenger RNA, 4395 nt
Organism: Paramuricea clavata
Lineage: Eukaryota; Metazoa; Cnidaria; Anthozoa; Malacalcyonacea; Plexauridae
Source: the annotation of a GenBank genome assembly